CGCUCCGCUCCGCCCGGUUCUUAACGGCGGAGCCGAACCCCCCUCCCGGGACACCGCAUGUGAGCCGGGAGGGCAGCUCCGCACCGCGCACCGGCACCGCACGGCACCCGCUCCCCGCUCGGAGCUGCUGUUUCACUCGCCUUCACACCACCACCCCCCUCGGCCCCCCACUAUGAGUAACCUCAAUAAGGACACCGAGCACACCAACGGUGGAGGAAACGUCGAGGAGGAGGUACGGACACUGUUUGUCAGUGGCCUUCCUGUGGACAUCAAACCCAGAGAGCUCUACCUACUCUUCCGACCAUUCAAGGGUUAUGAAGGGUCACUGAUCAAGCUAACAUCGAAGCAGCCGGUUGGUUUUGUGACCUUUGACAGCCGAGCUGGUGCUGAAGCAGCAAAGAAUGCCUUAAAUGGCAUCCGCUUUGACCCAGAGAACCCUCAGACCUUGCGGUUAGAGUUUGCUAAAGCCAACACAAAGAUGGCCAAGAGCAAGCUGAUGGCCACACCAAACCCCACCAAUAUCCACCCUGCCCUGGGCGCACACUUCAUUGCACGGGACCCCUAUGACCUGACUGGAGCGGCUCUAAUCCCGGCAUCCCCAGAAGCAUGGGCUCCCUACCCACUGUACACCACGGAGCUCACCCCUGCCAUCCCCCAUGCCGCCUUCACGUACCCAGCGGCUGCUGCUGCGGCCGCUGCUCUUCACGCUCAGUGAACUCCAGCCAUGAUGCCAGCGCAGGCUAGCCCUGAAGCUCAGAGCUGUCCCUGGAGAUGGGACACCCUAGUGAUGCCUUAUUGCAGCUAGUGGAGUGGCUGUGCUACAGCUCCAUUCCUAGAAGUGUUAAGCAUGACGGCAGCCCCGUUUGGAAAGACUGGUAAGGUAACCAUCUAUCCUCCAAGAUGCACCAUGGGAUUUGCAAGCUUCUGCCCAUCUCUGUAGCCCAUAUUUCCUUGCCCACCCAGUGCAUGGGCCUCACGCUACCCACCCACCAGAGCCUGGGGAAUGAGAUACCAGGCUUUCUUUCUAACCCACAUCUCCAACUUGGCAGCACAUGACAUGGCGCACACAGCAUGGCACCAUCUUACAUCAACUCCUCCCAGCUGAGCCAGGCUUGGCCAGGUCCUGCUGGUGGGAGGGGAGCAGCCCGGUUGAGCUGGGGCAGGGAUGACCCUGCCACUUGGUGUGACAGAAACCUGGUUUCUCCCCAUCCACAACCUUUUAAGGGCGACCAGAGAUACACCUUGACCUCACUCCUAGCACACAAUGGGGGAGGUGAGUGACGUGAUAGCGAUUAGCACACAACUAAAUUCUACUGGGCACCUUUAGACAACAGCACUUGGCGGUCACUUUAUUCCAGAAUUGCAUAUCGGGACAGACCCUGCCCUUAGUCUUGGGUCUAAACUCACCUCUUUCUCUCCAGUUACUGGAAAUGGAGCAAGUUCCUGCCUGGAGCUUGUCUUCUCUUUGCAGCCUGAAACCACAGCCAGGCUGCGGCUCUUGAGAGCUGUACAGAAGGGCAUCUGACUGGGGAUGGAAGGGAGCAGUGCAGGAGACCGGGAGGAUGGGAAAAGGGAAUGUGGGAGAAUGGUUGCUAUGUUUAGCUCUAAGUGAAGGAAUUGAGUCCAGGAUCGCUGCUUCUUGUGGUGGGUAGUGAUACUGGGGAGAGCAGUCAUCCAAGAUGGGGGCCCAGGUCUGCCUUUGUCCUUGGAAGACUCUGGGGUGCACAGAUGUGCUGAGUUGGGAAGAGGGGGAAUUGGUACAGAGAUGGAAACCAGGGUGCAGUUUGUCUUGAGCCCUUUAGACCCAACGAAAUGUUUCAGCUAGCAUCUGUGUGAUUGUGUUGGACUGCACUGUGCUUCUGCUGUGAAACCACGUGUUCUGGAGCAUCUCUAAGCCAGGCUUUGGGUGUGCUGUAGGAGACAAUGGGGCUCCUAUCAUGCUAUCAGUGCACCUCUGUAAAGAGAUGCUUCCAAGAUGGCUCUGCAACCCUGAGGGCUGGACUUUCUUUGGGAAUUGGGUAGACGAGUGGAUGAAACUGGUGGUAGUCACUAUAUGGUACGUGGAGGAGACCAGGCUGAGUAGCCAGGACCUAGAAGGCUGUGGCUGAUGCUCCCAAGGCAGGGAGCAGAUCAUGGAAUGGAAGCUUCCAGCUGCCCAUCUUGGUGGGUUGGCUGCCCAAGGUGCCCCCACAGUCUCCAGGCUGUUGCCAACAGUAGAAACAUGGUUUGGAGGAGCAUCCUUCAGUGGGGGUGGUGAGGGCAGGAUUCUGAAUCUGGGAUCAGCCCAAGGGAGUGGAAGGAGCAAUCAAGCUCUGCUUCAUGGCAAAGGCCAGCAGGACUGAAAGGCUUCCCAACACCAAGCUGAGGCAGAGCCCAUCGAUGGAAGGGGAGGUCAGUGCUCUGCCUAAUUCUCCAACUUUUCCUUCUGGUAAGCUGCGUGAGCUUGUUUGAGACAGGCUGGAUGUCUCUGAGCUGUGGAGUGGCUGGGCAUAAGGCUGGUGCCUACAGCUGUGACCUGCUGCUGGCCCUAAAUAACUGGGAGUGCAGGGUGAGCUCAGAUGCUGUGUUGCUCUUCGAGACCCUGCCUCCUGUUGGGAUGCUGCUGUUUGCUGGGGUGGGAUCAUCUGGGUGCCACUAACCUGGUAAUCUUGGAGCAGUGGACAGCCCAAUGACCUGUAGGGCCAUGAGGAUCCUGCUUCGGUGUAGCACUGAGUUUUGGCACAGCCUUGGGGUCCCCUCUGCAAGAUCUCCUGCACUUCACAUUGUGGUGGCUGAUGGACUUUCCUGGGGUGGGUGGCUGGAAACAGCAGAAAACAGCAGAAACGGCUGGAAACUGUGUGUGUUGUUUUGUAACUUGUUGCCUGUUCACUGGGGCUGUCACAUAGGACUCAUCAGGAUUUUUUCAGGGCAUAUGUCCUUAAAUGUGUGAAGCAUUCUCCAAGACUUCCAUGGCUGUGGUGUUCGCCCAAGCUCCAGUGGCUUAGUGCUGGCACAGGCUGACCAAGGCAGGCUCUCCCCGAGCGAGCUAUUUCUUUUUAGCAGAAAAAAAACAGAUGUGAGAUGCUCUCUGUUCCUUGGGAGCACCCAUUCUCCCAGCAUCACUGGAUGAGUGACUUGGACCAAGAUGCCAUCAGCAGUGACUUCCCAACCUGCAAGCUGAGGUCUGUGAGCUGCCUCGAAGCUGAGUGGUUCAAGGCACUGGAUGCUUCCCGAAGUCCUCCUUCUGAGCAAUAGGAAUGGAUCCUAUCUUCUUCUGCAUGCUUACAGCAUAGGAUGUGCUGCUUUCUAGCUGGCUAGGGAGUGCUUGCUUCAACUCCACUGAGAUUUCCUUGGUGCUGGGCUGAGCUAUUUAGGUCUUGCACAUUGUGCAAGGGUUUGCCUGUUUGCCUCCUCAGCUCAGGGCCCUGGAAGCAGGAGGUGUGAGUGAGAUGCCUGCUGCUGGGACUGGGAACAGGUAUCUGGAGAGUGCUGCUGGGUGAUGGUAGUGCUUGUGGUGUGCCUUCCUGACUGACCUUUGCUGCUGUGGGUCAGCUGCCAUCUGCUGUGUUUCCAGCUUUGGAACAUGCUGCUGGGGUCUUACCGGCUCCCAGAAACACAAGGAAGGGCUGAUUUGUCCUGUCCUGUGUAGGGAGGGCUUUCUGACAGCAGGGAGGUGACAGGACUUCCAUAGGGAAGGCAAGCAAGAGAAAUGCAAGUUGACAUCAGACUCCUUUCCAGCUGUGAGCUAAUACAGCUCCAGAAGCAAUGGUGUGUCUUCCAGUAAAAGCCUCUCUUGCUCUGCUUUCCCAUCCCAGUUUUGGAUAGCCCCGUCCACUCUUUCUCAGCUCCCAUCCUUGAUGGCUGUAUUGGCAGGACCUGCUGCCUUGAGGCCCACUGGAGACAGCCCUGCAGAUCCUCUUGCCUAGCUGCAUUCCUUCCAGGCAGCUCCAAGAGCAAUCUGCUUCCAGUGCCUGGGAUAAGCAAGGCAUUUUGAGGGAUGUUAAGAUAAUAAUAGAAACUGGCACUGUCAAAGGCUCUGUUUUCUUAAAGAGCAUGUCAUCUUGGCUAGAUGAUCCCAUUCUUCAGAAGGAGGAUGGGAUUUCUGUUGGCUAACAAAGGUGCUAGAAGCUUUGGAGUGCGCAUCUGGGGCAGGAGGUGGCUCCUGAGGAAAGCAGAGAUGAGCCUGCAGGUUUGGGGACAUGGCUGGAGGCUGGGCUGGGUGUAUGUGCCCCACUGCCUUGCUGCUCACGCCAAGGGCCGGGUGCGUGGGAUGGCGGCCGCUGCUGGGUUAAGUGCGUGGCCUUGUGAAGGAAGGGGGAGUUUCCUGUUGCUUCAGGGCAGGAGGAAACUGCUUCCAGCUGUCGAGGGGAGGAGUGCUGGAUGGGGAGAUGUGGCUGUGCUGAGCAAGCACCUCCCAGCUGUAGGGUUUGGAUAGCUGGGAUCCAGCAGCUCUGCAUAGCUGAUGGAACUGGCAGGGUUCUCCCUUGGGAAGCAUCACAAGAAGAAUCUCAGCUCUCCCGCUCUGCCUUGGGGCUGUUCAGUUUCUGGCUUCCCAGGUCUUGUGCUGGUGGAAGGAGGAUGCGGCUGUCACAGGCAGCUGUGUUUUCUGGGAGGUGUGACCUUGGUGUCCUUUCCUGGCAGGAGGCUGCUGUCUCAAGGUCCUGGCACUUGCUGUCUGUGUUUUCA
Messenger RNA from Centrocercus urophasianus (Greater sage-grouse), 4665 nucleotides. RefSeq names its product RNA binding protein, mRNA processing factor 2 (gene RBPMS2). The record is from RefSeq and is a predicted model, not a curated record. Gene Ontology annotation, biological process: negative regulation of smooth muscle cell differentiation. Gene Ontology annotation, molecular function: protein homodimerization activity; mRNA binding. NCBI's taxonomy places the organism in Eukaryota, Metazoa, Chordata, Aves, Galliformes, Phasianidae. The transcript is spliced from 7 exons. The coding region runs from base 173 to 715 and encodes 180 amino acids.